GUUUUAAGAGGGUUUAACUCUGAAAGCGGCUCAGCCCUUCAAACCUCCUUCCCAGUUGCCUGCCUGCCUGCCUGCCUUCAAUCGAUCUCCCUUCUUCCCCACUCCGCUUUUCACUUCCAUGACUCUUUCCAAUAUCCCAUGAUCUCCUUCACAUUAUCGCUACAUCGUAACUUCUUAAACUCAAUAACGAUCGCUUCUCCCAGUAUUCCUUCAAGAUACCCUUUUUAGGUUCCCCUUCCAAUCCCUCAGCUGCUGCCCGUUCUUCCUAGCACCGUUCUCUUGACUUACUGCGAAUAUGUGGAGGAAUUUCGCCAGACGAGUUUCUUCCACCAAAAGGGUCAAAUUCCCUUCAAGCAGUGCUUCCCAAUGUCAAGAUUCCAACUUUCUCGACAGAAUUAGACCUCCGGUGCUUCCUUCCUGCUACGAUUCCCUCCUCCAAAGCGCCGGAUUCCGCCGAAGUUGCUUCUCAACCAUUCAAAAUGUGAACUUGACCGGACCCUAUUCGAGUAUUCCGGCGGGUUAUUGUACGGUACCUUCGUUGAAGCGCUACGGGACUGCGGCGGCGCAAGUAGUUUCCUCGACGGACGAGUCCGACCUUUCUGGCUCCGAUGAGCUGCAGGAAAUGGUGAAGGAAUUCAACAAGCAGCAGCAGCAGCCGCAGCAGAAAAUGGAGUUGCGGCAACCACAGCAGCCGCCGCAGCCUCGCCGGCCGAAGAAGAUGGUGGCGGGAAUGGGCAUAGGGAAAUACAAUCUGCUCAAAAAGAGGCAGGUGAAGAUGGAGACGGAGGCGUGGGAAGAGGCGGCCAGAGAGUAUCAGGAGCUUUUGGUGGAUAUGUGCGAGCAGAAAUUGGCUCCCAAUUUGCCUUACGUGAAGACUUUGUUUCUUGGAUGGUUUGAGCCUCUGAGGAAUGCAAUUUUGGCGGAUCAGGAAGCUUGCAAGGAAAAGAACUCUAAGGCAUCUCAUGGGCCUUAUUUCAAUGAGCUUCCUGCUGAUAUGAUGGCUGUUAUAACGAUGCAUAAGAUGAUGGCAUUGUUGAUGACUACUAAUGGAGCUAAUGGGAGUGUGAGGGUGGUUCAAGCUGCUUGUGGUAUAGGUGAAGCAAUUGAACAUGAGUCCAUGAUUAAUAAGUUCUUGGAGAAGACUAAAAAGAGGGGCAAAAAAGCAAGCAAACCUGAAAUUGAACCCGACAGUGCCAGCGUGGCAAAUACAGAGGAGAAAUCAGGUGAAGACAGCAAUAAACUUAGAAAAAAAGUUACUACAUUGAUGAAAAAGCAAAAGCUUUAUCAAGUGAGGAAAAUGGUGAAGGAUCAUGAUGAUCCAACGCCUUGGGGGCAGGAAGCACAUGUUAAGGUUGGCUGUCGGUUGAUCCAAUUGCUGAUUGAAACCGCUUACAUACAACCUCCCGUCGAUCAAUUAGGAGAUGGUCCACCUGAUAUUCGCCCAGCAUUUGUGCACACCCUCAAGACUGUCACACAUGAGGCACAGAAAGUCAGUAGGAGAUAUGGAGUGAUUGAAUGUGACCCUCUAGUCCGUAAAGGCCUCGAGAAAUCUGCAAGACAUAUGGUCAUCCCUUACAUGCCGAUGUUGGUUCCCCCUGUGGACUGGAGCAAAUAUGACAAAGGUGCCCACUUUUUCUUACCUUCUUAUGUUAUGAGGAUACAUGGGUCAAAACAACAACGACAAGUGCUUAAGAGGACUUCAAGGGAACAAUUAGAUCCUGUUUAUGAGGCCCUUAAUACAUUGGGGAACACCAAAUGGAGAAUAAACAAGAAGGUAUUAGCUGUAGUGGAUAGAAUAUGGGCAAGUGGAGGCCGUAUUGCUGGCUUGGUUGAUCGUGAAGAUAUUCCUCUACCUGAUAAGCUAGAAACAGAAGACGAGCAAGAAAUGCGGAGAUGGAAGUGGAAAGUAAAAAAUCUAAAAAAAGAGAACAGUGAGAGGCAUUCACAAAGAUGUGAUAUAGAGCUUAAACUUGCUGUGGCUAGAAAAAUGAAGGAUGAGGAAGGCUUCUACUACCCACACAACCUUGAUUUCAGAGGACGUGCUUAUCCCAUGCAUCCACAUUUGAAUCAUCUUGGUUCUGAUCUCUGCCGGGGUAUCUUGGAGUUUGCUGAGGGGCGACCUCUCGGAAAGUCUGGUCUGCGGUGGCUAAAGAUACACUUGGCAAAUUUGUAUGCUGGUGGCGUGGAUAAGCUAUCUUAUGACGGAAGGAUAGCAUUUACUGAGAAACAUCUUGAGGAUAUCUUUGAUUCCGCUGAGCAACCUCUUGAAGGAAAGCGGUGGUGGUUAAAUGCAGAGGAUCCAUUUCAGUGCUUAGCAGCAUGUGUUAAUCUCACAGAAGCAUUGAGAAGCUCCUCCCCAGAGAUGACCUUAUCAUACAUGCCUGUCCACCAGGAUGGCUCUUGUAACGGUUUACAACAUUAUGCUGCUCUUGGAAGGGACAAGUUAGGAGCUGCUGCAGUAAAUCUUGUUGCAGGUAACAAACCUGCCGAUGUUUACUCAGGAAUCGCUACUAGAGUUCUUGAAAUUAUGUGUAUAGAUGCAGAGAAAGAUCCAGCAACUAAUCCGAAUGCAUUGCAUGCCAAGCUUUUGAUUGAUCAGGUUGACAGAAAAUUGGUUAAACAAACAGUGAUGACAUCAGUGUAUGGUGUCACCUAUAUUGGUGCUCGUGACCAGAUAAAGAAAAGGUUAAAAGAGCGUGGUGCAAUAGAUGAUGGGCUUCUGUAUCCUUCAGCUUGUUAUGCAGCAAAAACUACCUUGACUGCUCUAGAAGAGAUGUUUGAAGGAGCAAGAAGUAUCAUGGCCUGGCUCGGGGAAUGUGCAAAGAUAAUUGCCUCGGAAAAUGAGCCUGUGCAAUGGAUUACUCCUCUUGGACUCCCUGUUGUACAGCCUUACCGACAACUGGGUAGACAUUUGAUCAAGACAUCACUUCAGAUGCUGGCCCUGCAGAGAGAAACUGAUAAGAUAAUGGUUAAACGGCAAAGAACUGCUUUCCCUCCAAAUUUUGUUCACUCCCUAGAUGGGUCUCACAUGAUGAUGACCGCUGUUGCCUGCAGAAAGGCUGGUUUAAACUUUGCAGGUGUCCACGAUUCUUAUUGGACGCAUGCAAGUGAUGUCGACGAAUUGAACAGAAUACUUAGGGAAAAGUUCGUUGAACUUUACGAGGCGCCUAUACUGGAGAAUUUGUUGGAGGCGUUUCAGAAGUCCUUCCCUAACUUAAAGUUUCCUCCUCUGCCAGAUAGAGGAGACUUUGAUCUGAAAGAUGUCCUGAGAUCUCCCUAUUUCUUCAACUAGUUUGGAUGUAAAGAAUGCUGGUUGAACUCAACAAUGCCAAAAUUGUGCUGUGCCAACUUUACCGGCCUACGGAAUAUGCAAGUUUUGUCCAUACCGGGCCUUGCCCUAGUAUUCUGAAAGACAAGCUCCGGGGACCCAUUCUUCAAGAAGAGGCUGGUUGACAUGAGAAGUCACCACAGGUCGAGUUUGCGAGGAAUUGUACAUAUUGCAACAGAGGAAAUGUGUAUAGUUUACUGGCUUGAGAUGUUCCUUUUGCAACUGCUCCUGUGAGGAGAAUGAGGAGAGGCCACUGGAACUGGUGAAAUUGCAGAUCUUUGAAGGACACAAGGUUUGGGUCAUGAUCAUCCUAAUUGCGCUUUGCUACGAUCCAGGUAAUUUCUCGAGUAAUAAGAAAGCAUCAGCAGAUGUUGGGAAAAGAAUGCGAGCUUGGGAUGCAAUGCAACUUUAUCGUCUUUUGCUUUAUGGUAGAUUCUUGAUAGAUUUCUUAAGAUUGGCGAAAAAGCUGGAGUGAACAUUGUAACCUGGGAUCUGGGUUGUCUGUACCGAUAGAUUCAAGGGAUGAACUCACAUUCUAUUGUACUUGUUGCGGAUGAUUACUUAGUAUAUGCCGAAGCAAUUUGUUCAAUGUGACACAAAACCUAAUACAAAAUAAAAGAGUGAAGGAAAUUCCAAUAGUAGAGACUGGAAUGGGUUUGGGUUUACUUCAGUUUACAGAAAAUGAAGGCAUAUACAUAAGCUUGUUGGGUCUCAAGUCAACACUGGAUGGCUGAGUACCAAUUUCUUUCAAUGGACUACCAUUUUUGUAUGAUGCAUGUGAUUGUAAGACAAAGUAAAACUCUAUAGAGGAAGUAACUAGAAGUGUCUAAAUUCGAUGUCUGUGUGAUGAUCUACUUCUUCAAAUUGGCGCCAGUUGCUAUGGAGAUAGUUUCUUUCUCAGCAAGGCAUAGGCAUCACUGUAUAUAGCAACUGAGCACGAGAGCACAGCUAGGAAAAUCAUGAAAAUUGACAAAAUCUUCUCCUUCUUUGUUGCUAUGGCAUGUGGAUCCCUGAAACCCCAACAAGUACAAAUCAACAAAAAUGAAGCUUUAUUUGGAACCGUUACCUGGAUUGCAAGAAAUUAGUUACGGAAGCACUAAACCUGAGAGCGAUUGCAGCUGGGAAGAUAAAACCGAGGCAGACUGCUGAUGUCGCCCCAGUGAACUGGAAAGCAUCCCAGAUACUCGGUACGAAAUCUGCUCCCAGAAAGAUCAUACAAAUGAGUGCUAUUGUGAGCAAUAUAAACCUUCUGGUAUCUAAAGCAAGAUCCCUGGCCGAUGGAAAGAGCAGCUCAUCGAUGUUGCUUCUCAGGGGGUAGAAAAGCACUGGGAAAACAAGCAUCAAGUGGAGAGCAUAACUGACUCGAAUGACAUCAUUGAGCACAGAGCUGUAAGGAAUGCCAAGGUCUGUGUUGAAGUUAGCCAGCACAUCAUCGAGUGUCGAGUCACCAAAAAGGAGGAAACCGAAGAAGCUUAUCAUAAUGUAGACAGAAGAGCAGAGAGCUAGUGAAGCUUGCACAACUUUUCGUAUCUUGGUAGGGUCUUCAAGUUCAUUCUCAAUUGUAUGAACGUUGAAAUGACAUAUGAAAGCUGUCACAAGCACGGGUACAGCAGUGAAGAGAUUCCAGAAUGAUGUGAUGCUAGUAACAUUAGGAAGCAACCUUGGCAUGGAGACGGUUCCAUUGAUCAAUUUGAAUGCUGCAAUUCCUGCUGUUAUGACGAGGAAAACGACUGCAAGUGCAACUGCUACAGCCGACGAGAACUUCAACGAAUCUAUGUGCUUUAAGCAUGCCAAUGGAGAAAAUACAGCAAAUGUCAUGACGAGGAAAACAGCAGUACGGCCAUUCCACCAUUGGCUUCCAAACCAUUCCUCCAGGACACCCCUCUUGUGAAUCCCAUUUGCAGAUGUUGUUCCAGAAAGUCAUACCAAUGAUGAUCAUGUAAACAACAAGAACCCCGACGUUAUUGAGCAGCACACAAAUCUGAAGCAGGGUUCUGCCGCCAUUCCCAAACGCGUCCUUCAUAACUCCGCCGUACGAUUUCACUUCCUUCCCGGCUUUGCUGUAUCUCAGCAGCAUUUCCAGCGACCGCUCUGUGAGAACCGCGACUAACACUAUGAGCGCGAUUCCGAGCCCCAGGCCCAGGAUUUUCAUGGUGGCUGGCAAUGCCAUGAUUCCGGCUCCGAUAAUCGUUGUGGAAAGAGUGAAGACUGAACCAGUGAAGGAAGCCCUGAUUCUGGUGUGACCACCAUCACCGAACUGCAAUUCCUGCUCCUCGUGAAGCAACAAUGGCGAAAUUGAUGAGGAACCAUCGAUGGGGAUUCGGUAAUUGGGUUCUCCCCUGCUCUUCAUUUGUUCAGUGAGUUUAAUUGAAGAGGAAAGAUGGUUCCUUUUUCGUGUUGGGAAUGGAGGGAAAAUGGAGGAAGGCCGCCGAAUGGAAUGAGUAGGCGUUCUUAUCAGUAAGAUGUGAAGCUGAGGUUAGUGGCAUUUUGGGAGUAUUUCUU
Molecule: messenger RNA, 5830 nt
Organism: Linum tenue
Lineage: Eukaryota; Viridiplantae; Streptophyta; Magnoliopsida; Malpighiales; Linaceae
Source: the annotation of a GenBank genome assembly